Molecule: messenger RNA, 2402 nt
Organism: Xenopus tropicalis (tropical clawed frog)
Lineage: Eukaryota; Metazoa; Chordata; Amphibia; Anura; Pipidae
Gene: cercam
Product: cerebral endothelial cell adhesion molecule
Exons: 12
Coding region: 99-2150 (683 amino acids)
Source: RefSeq, a predicted model, not a curated record
AUGGCUACUGCUGCCCUCAGGCCGCCCGGAGCGACUCCUACACACCCGGCUCCUGCGGUGUUACUCACAUUUCUGACUGUAACGGGAGGGCGAAGCCAAUGGGAAAAGUGCCGCCCAAAGGCUACACGAUUCACAUUAUAUACCCACCUCCCCCCGCCAAGCCACACAGUGGGCUCACCCGGCCCGCCAUUAGGUUACGGUGCUGGUUAAGAUGCUGUGAGGGGUUUGCUGGGCCCACUGGGGGGUAUAGAGUGGGCUACAGGUUGCCAGGUUGGCUGAGUCAGUACCUCCCACGUCUCCCACCCUCACCCCUCCCCCGGGCCGUCCCUCCCAGACUCCCCCCUGCUACCCUGACACGUCCCGCCCGGUACUGCUGGAUGGCCCAGGCCGCUGUUCUGCUCCUACUUCCGGGCCUGGUGCUGGCUGCUGGGCAGAUCCAAUCCCCGGAGCCCGGCCAGCAGGGUCCCCCUUCCCUGGUCAUCGCACUGAUUGCCCGUAACGCUGCACAUGCGCUGCCCUACAGCCUGGGGGCGCUAGAGAGGUUGGACUACCCCAGGGAUAGAAUCUCACUCUGGUGUGCCACAGACCACAAUGAGGACGCCACCCUUGAUGUGCUGCAGGAUUGGUUGGAAGCCAUACGGCCAUUAUACCACUCUCUGGAGUGGAAAGCAGAAGUGGCACCCAGGUGGUACCCUCAGGAGACUGGACCUAAGGACUGGCCUAAAGAGCGCUACGAGUAUGUAAUGAAGCUGAGGCAAGAGGCACUGAGCUAUGCACGGGAGAAGAAGGCUGAUUAUAUCAUGUACGUUGAUGCGGAUAACGUCCUGACCAAUGUACACACAGUGCGGCUGCUGAUGACAGAGAACAAGACCCUUGUGGCCCCCAUGUUGGACUCCCAGACCGGCUUCUCUAACUUCUGGUGUGGUAUAAACCCUCAGGGGUUCUACCGCCGCACUCCUGAUUAUUACCCCACUAGGAAUCGCCAGCGCACCGGUUGCUUCUCUGUUCCAAUGGUCCACUCUACAUUCCUCAUAGACCUGCAGAAGGAGGAAAGCCAUGGACUGGCCUUUUACCCACUGCACCCCAACUACACAUGGACCUUUGAUGAUAUCAUUGUGUUUGCCUACUCCUGUCUGGCAGCAGGUGUUCAGGGUUAUGUGUGCAACACCCACCGCUAUGGCUACGUCAAUGUCCCGGCACUGCCUCAUCAAGAGAUAAAGGAUGAUGAACUGAACUUUGUGCACCUUAUGAUGGAGGCUAUGGUGGACGGGACUCCAUUCCGCUCAUCUCAGUUUGUGUAUCCACAACCCAAGAACCCCGACAAAAUGGAAUUUGAUGAGAUCUUCCUUAUUAACCUGCGCCGCCGCCCAGAGCGACGGGAGAGGAUGCUGCGCUCUCUGUAUGAGCAGGAGAUCUCAUGCCAUGUCAUAGAUGCCAUUGAUGGAGGUGCCAUGAACAGCAGUGACAUAAAGCACCUGGGUGUCAACCUGCUCCCUGGAUACUAUGACCCGUUCUCGGGCCGAACACUUACCAAGGGGGAAGUUGGCUGCUUCCUUAGCCAUUUCCAGAUCUGGAAAGAGAUCACAGAGCGGCAGCUGGAUACAGCAGUCGUUUUUGAGGAUGAUGUGCGUUUCCAACCAUUCUUCAAGCGGAAGAUGAUUCGCCUUAUGGGGGAUAUUCGCAGUGCAGAGCUGGACUGGGAUUUGAUUUACAUAGGGAGGAAGCAAGUGACCUUGGACCCAGAACAGCCAGUGGAAAACGUGCCGCACUUAGUGGUUGCCGAUUACUCCUAUUGGACCUUGUGCUACAUCAUCUCCUUGCAGGGUGCCCAGAAGCUGCUGAACGCAGAACCGCUCUCCAAAAUGCUCCCAGUGGAUGAGUUUCUGCCAAUCAUGUCUGACACACAUCCCAAUAAGGAGUACAAGCAACACUUUGUGAACAGAAACCUGCGUGUGUUUUCUGUUCAUCCCCUUCUCGUUUACCCAACUCAUUACACUGGGGAGACCAGCUGGCAGAGUGAUACGGAAACCUCCACCCUUUGGGACAACGAUAAUGUAAGAACAGACUGGAGCGGGUCGCAGAAGACCCUGAAGGACACAAGGGGAGAUUCGCACCCAGUGCUACACCCUGCAUCGCAUGAUGAGCUGUGACAAUGAGAAGUUAGGGUUAAUAAUCACAGAGACAUGUGACCUCGUAUUGCAAUGCAAAAAAUUUUUAUUAGGACUCUGGUUGGCAGAGAGACUGCUUUGCUUUGGCUGUCAUUUUAAGCAGUAAGUUGCCUAAGUGGCACAGCAGGGAAGCAAUGUGUUGCCAUAGUUGUUGACACAAAAAUUGGUGCUACAAAAAAUGUGUAAUGUAUUUUCUGCACUUUGAAUUUAUAGAGUAAAUGUUUUUCUAACUGA